This is a messenger RNA of Brassica oleracea var. oleracea, 2022 nucleotides long. RefSeq names its product putative acyl-coenzyme A oxidase 3.2, peroxisomal. The record is from RefSeq and is a predicted model, not a curated record. Gene Ontology annotation, cellular component: peroxisome. NCBI's taxonomy places the organism in Eukaryota, Viridiplantae, Streptophyta, Magnoliopsida, Brassicales, Brassicaceae. The transcript has 13 exons. Gene Ontology annotation, biological process: lipid homeostasis; fatty acid beta-oxidation using acyl-CoA oxidase. Bases 1 to 2022 code for a protein of 673 amino acids. Gene Ontology annotation, molecular function: fatty acid binding; FAD binding; acyl-CoA oxidase activity.
AUGUCGGAAAAUUGCGCACUCCGGCGAGCUAACGUUCUCGCUAAUCACAUACUCCAGUCACCUCCUCAGCCUUCGAACAUCUCCCUCGCGCGCGAGGCAUGCUUGCAGUACACUCCACCGGAGGUCAACGAGAGCUAUGGCUUCCAAGUCAAGGAGAUGAGAAAACUCCUCGACGGACACAACUUGGAGGACAGAGACUGGCUUUACGGGAUCAUCAUACAGAGCAAUCUGUUCAACAGGAAGAUAAGAGGAGGCAAGGUGUUCGUGUCGCCUGAUUACAAUGAGACCAUGGAGCAGCAGCGCGAGAUCAGUAUGAAGCGGAUCUUGCACUUGCUGGAGAAAGGUGUCUUUAAAGGAUGGUUAACGGAGACAGGUCCUGAAGCUGAGCUCAAGAAGUUUGCUCUCUACGAGGUUUGCGGGAUGUAUGAUUACUCCCUAUCCGCCAAACUCGGUGUUCAUUUCUUGUUAUGGGGUAAUGCUAUUAAGUUCUUUGGGACAAAGAGGCAUCAUGAGAAGUGGCUGAAACACACUGAAGAUUAUCUUGUCAAGGGCUGCUUUGCAAUGACUGAGUUAGGCCAUGGAAGUAAUGUGAAGGGAAUUGAAACAGUGACUACUUAUGACCCAAGAACUGAGGAGUUUGUGAUAAACACUCCUUGCGAAUCUGCUCAGAAGUACUGGAUCGGUGAGGCAGCUAUUCAUGCAAACCAUGCAAUUGUCAUUUCUCAGCUUGAGAUAAACGAAACCAACCAAGGGAUUCAUGUAUUUAUAGCUCAGAUCCGAGAUCAAGAUGGGAACAUAUGUCCAAACAUCCGCAUUGCUGACUGUGGCCACAAGAUUGGUUUGAAUGGUGUUGACAAUGGCCGGAUAUGGUUUGACAAUCUUCGGAUCCCAAGAGAGAAUCUACUGAACUCAGUCGCUGAUGUUUCACCUGAUGGAGAGUAUGUUAGCGCUAUUAAAAAUCCUGAUCAGAGAUUUGGAGCAUUCUUGGCCCCUUUGACCUCUGGUCGUGUCACCAUUGCUUCAUGUGCAAUUUACUCUGCAAAGGUGGGAUUAGCUGUUGCUAUAAGAUACUCACUAUCAAGAAGAACCUUCUCUGCUGUAGCCACUGGUCCUGAAGUGCUCCUUCUUGAUUAUCCAAGCCAUCAAAGACGACUUUUACCACUCCUUGCAAAGACAUAUGCUAUGAGUUUUGCGGCAAAUGACAUGAAGAUGAUGUACGUGAAGAGGACACCUGAGACCAACAAAGAGAUUCAUGUUGUCUCAAUGGGACUAAAAGCUCUUCUCACCUGGCACAAUAUGCGAACCCUUCAGGAAUGUCGUGAGGCUUGUGGAGGGCAAGGUGUGAAAACAGAGAAUCGAGUUGGUCAUUUAAAAGGCGACUACGAUGUGCAGACUACAUUUGAAGGUGACAAUAAUGUUCUGAUGCAGCAGGUAAGCAAGGCACUUUUUGCUGAGUAUGUGUCGUGUAAGAAGAGGAACAAACCUUUCAAAGGAUUGGGAUUGGAACACAUGAACAGUCCUCUUCCUGUAUUGCCUACUCAACUCACAUCUUCUACCCUCAGAUGUAGCCACUUCCAGAAAAAUGUAUUCUGCUUAAGAGAGCGAGAUCUUCUAGAAAGAUAUACUUGUGAAGUUGCAGAGCUUCAAGAGAGAGGAGAAAGCAGAGAGUUGUCCUUCCUCUUGAGUCAUCAACUUUCUGAAGAUCUAAGUAAAGCUUUCGCGGAAAAAGCAAUCCUACAAGCCGUUUUGGAUGCUGAAGCCAAACUGCCUGCUGGCUCCAUUAAGGAUGUAGUGGGUCUUGUAAGAUCAAUGUACGCAUUGAUAUGCAUGGAAGAAGAUCCAUCGUUCUUGAGAUAUGGUUACCAUUCAAGGGACAGUGUUGGAGAUGUGAGGAGAGAAGUUUCUAAGCUUUGCAUAGAGCUUAGACCACACGCGCUUGCCCUUGUCACUUCAUUCGGAAUACCAGACGCGUUUUUGGGACCGAUUGCAUUUAACUGGAUCGAAGCCAACGCUUGGUCUUGA